AUGUUAUUAAAUUUCGCUGCAAUUCUGUCAGAUCUUCUGAUAUCAGAUGGUUCUUCUAUAAAAAGACUCCUAAGGAACUUGGGUUCACCCGAGUUUAGAAGCUUGAACAUAAAGCAAGCUAAAGCGAGUGAUAUGUUCAUCACGUCUAAGAUUGUUUUGAAGUGCAUUUGUCAGAAUGCACCUAGUGUGCUCGUAAAUGGAGUGCCUGUUGUCUAUGUCUCCACUGUCAAGUAUCUUGGUGUUCUCUUAGACAGUACUUUGUCUUGGCAUGACCAAGUGGUAUCUACUAGCCAACAAGCGAUGAGUUGUCUUGCUCGAUUGAAAAUGAACAGUAAGGUGCUAAGUGCUUCAAUGCGGAGAAGACUAGUUGCUGGUCUGAUAUUGCCUAUAUUUGAUUAUUGCAGUGCUGUAUUUACAAAUAUUUCGGGGACUUUGCAACUUAGGCUCCAGCGGAAGUUCAAUGCUUGCAUCAGAUUCAUAUUUGGAGCUCGGCGGUUUGAGCACAUAACACCUUACAGGAGGAGACUUGGAUGGUUGACGCUCCGAAGUAGGCGUGAGUUUCUAAUUUUGAGUCUGGUGUAUAAAAUGCUAAAUAUGCAGCAUCAUAAGUUGUUGCAUUCGAAUUUCAAAAUAUUGCUUGAUGUCAGGGGUCGUGCUGAGCGUAGAAAUCAAGUUCUGCAUCAGCCUGCCUGUAGGACUGUUGCCUAUGAAAAUUCAUUCUUGUUGACUGCAGUGAGGGAAUGGAAUCAGUUACCGAGUGAUCUUGUGGCCGUGAAUUCUUCAGCUGAGUUUCAGACGUUGUGUUACAAAUUAAUUUUUGAUAAAGACAUUUGA
Molecule: messenger RNA, 834 nt
Organism: Cotesia glomerata
Lineage: Eukaryota; Metazoa; Arthropoda; Insecta; Hymenoptera; Braconidae
Exons: 2
Coding region: 1-834 (277 amino acids)
Source: RefSeq, a predicted model, not a curated record